Gavialis gangeticus (Gharial) is the source of this 3519-nucleotide messenger RNA. RefSeq names its product USP6 N-terminal-like protein. The transcript is spliced from 16 exons. Lineage: Eukaryota; Metazoa; Chordata; Crocodylia; Gavialidae. Bases 470 to 3265 code for a protein of 931 amino acids. The record is from RefSeq and is a predicted model, not a curated record.
UCAUUGUGAGCGCGGCAGCAGUGGGAUAGGAAGGGGCAGGACCGGGCUCGUGCCGGGCGCGCCCCGCGGGUUCAGGAGUUCCUAAAUGCUGAUGGACAUUUGCAUCCCAACAUGGCAUCACCUUGAAGGAAGUCUGCACUCUCAGCAGUGAGCCUGGUAAGAGGAAAGCUGUACACUGACAGUUCCCUGACUGCAUUUCCCUCUGCUUGGUGUGGUGAACGCUUGCAUUGAUGAAGAGCAGCAGAGAAGAUGCUGGCGUAUUGAUUUGGGAGUGUGCGAGUCAGACGGAGUGAAUAGGACUUGCAUUGCCUGGACAUGACAGCAGAGGAGGGACGAUUAUCUGGGGUUGUCAUGUAGGCAGAUGUUUUGGAACUAGUAAUGCUUUUCUGCCAGCCAAGACCCAACGGGAAGAAAACAACAUAGUUUGACGGAUGCAGCACAAAACAUAAUACUCAGCUCAGCUUCUGACAUGAAGAAAGAUAUCGACACCUUAAUAGCACAGGAAAGAGCUGAGAUCAUCGCCAAGUAUGAAAAGGGAAGGCAGGAAGGAGCUCAGAUUGACCCAUGGGAAGAUGCUGACUUCACCCUGUAUAAGGUCACGGACAGAUUUGGAUUUCUCCAUGAACAAGAGCUGCCGAUCCGCAGUGCGGUGGAAGAGAAGCACAAACUGCAGGAGAUAGAGCGAGUGGACAAAUGGCUAAAAAUGCUGAAGAAAUGGACCAAAUAUAGAAGCAGCGACAAGAUGUGCCGCAGGGUUUACAAAGGGAUCCCCCUCCAGGUGCGAGGCCAGGUCUGGUCGCUCCUGCUGGACAUUGAGAAUGUGAAGCAGGCAAAUGAAGGGAAGUAUGAGAAAAUGAAAGAACAAGCCAAGAGCUUCUCAUCAGAAAUCAAGCAGAUAGAUCUGGAUGUCAACCGCACCUUUCGAAAUCACAUCAUGUUCCGGGAUCGCUAUGGAGUCAAGCAACAAGAACUGUUUCAUGUCCUGUCAGCCUACUCUGUUUACAACACGGAAGUGAGCUACUGCCAAGGAAUGAGUCAGAUCGCAGCCAUCCUGCUGAUGUACCUAAAUGAAGAGGAUGCAUUUUGGGCACUGGCACAACUAUUGACCAAUCAGCGGCAUGCAAUGCACGGGUUUUUCAUUCCUGGGUUCCCGAAGCUGCAGCGGUUUCAAGCCCACCAUGAGCAGAUUUUAAGCAAACUGUUUCCAAAGCUGAAGAAGCACAUGGACAAGGAGCAGAUGACUACAGGGAUAUACACAACGAAGUGGUUCCUGCAGUGCUUCAUUGACCGGACACCAUUUACUCUCACCUUGCGGCUGUGGGAUAUCUACAUCCUGGAAGGAGAGCGGGUUCUGACAUCUAUGGCUUACACCAUCCUCAAGCUGCACAAAAAACGCUUGCUGAAGAUGUCCCUGGAAGACUUACGUGAAUUCCUACAGGAGAAAAUUUCUUCAUCUCUGCACUAUGAAGAUGACGCUGUUAUCGAACAACUGCAAGUGUCCAUGGUCGAGCUGCGCAAAGCAAAAUUUGACCUUCCGCCUCCAGCAAAGCCUGAAGAAUUCCCAAAGAAGCCACUGGGACUGGAGCUUUCUUUAAAUCUCAUGGCAGUGAAGCCCAGCAUUGCAGCCAAUGGCCAGAAUAAAACAGUGGGUGACCUCAGUCCAGAAAGAGAUGCAAAGCAGUCACUGCCAAACAAUAGCUCCAUACAUCUGAAUGAUAUUACCUGCAAUGAGACUGUGGCAAUAAAGGACAGGACCCUUGCACUCCAGCAGGAUGGAUCUCCCUCCCCAGCAGCAGCAGCAGCAGCCACCACAGACAUGCAUCAGGAUCCAUUAAAGGACCACGAGGAAACCCAGCAAGGAGGGAAAAAACAGGUGGAACCACCAAAGGAAGUGGCUAGUGAAAGCCCAUCACAGGAGUUGUCUUUGCCAGAGGAGAAUGAAAUUCAGGCCCUCCUGGAAAGCCAGGAGGUACCUGCAGUGAGCAGGAUGACUCCCUCCCAAGAAGAUCCUCAGGUUCUUAGUGCUGGGAGAUGUAAAGAGGACCUGCAAGAAAAUUCUCCCUCUCCUGAUGUUGGCAACACAUGCUGCAUUGUUUCUUCGGCUGCUCAGUUACAGACACUGCCACAAGAACAGCCUGAUGUGGUAGCAGUGGACAGCUUGGCUAGUGAGAUGGGUGAGCCAAGCCAGAACCCCCAGGGAGAUUUGCCCAUUGAUCACAACCACACGUCAGCAGGAGGAGAGUCCCCAGAGCCAACACCAUCUCUCCCCUCCCUCACGGAGCAGAGCUCCUUGGAAUCCACCAUUCCAAAUGUGCCAAGCCCUCAAGACACGAGCACCACCACCUCCUCUGUGGAUAUACCAGAAGGAGUUGCUCCACCCUCUCUGGAAGAACAGCCGUGGCCUCCGUGUCCAGAGCUCUUCCCACCAUCAGAACAGGAUCUUGCUCCUCAGGCUUUGCCAGAGGAAGCGCAAGCGCCUCUCAUGGGCAUGGAGAAGACUCUGGUAACUCUCCCUCUUCCUCUCCUGGAUGGAAGGCGACGGCCUUCUAAUGUGUCUCAGUAUGAUAACUUUCCUGAGUGGGAGAGCAGAGAGGACAAACCUUCUGGGCAGGCGUCCAGCAUGGAGAAACUCAGUGGCAUAAUGCCACAUGAGAAACUGGAUCUCAAAUGCUCGGUACCCAAAUCAGCAUCCGUGGGUGAGAUUGCAGAUCUGCAGAGGCACGCACAUGGGUGCGGAGACUCAACCCAGCAGCCCCUGGGGCUGGGCUGCUCAGCCUUCAACUCCCUCCCUCACCAAAGGCCUUCUGGCAGCAGUGGCAGUGUGCCAGUCUUACCUACACUUGGCCCCAGAGUGGUUCAGCUGGCAGAGGGUCUCCAUUCCCACCAUAUGUCAUCCCCAACCCUGAAGGAGCAAAACAGCCCCUAUAAAAUUGUAAAGACCACCACCCCACUUCAUUUGGCUCAUGCCACAGAGCAAGACUGCUUGAACAGAAAGCGAAUGGCGCUGCCUUUGCAAGAGGCUAGCCCUCGUGUGGCUGCUGCCUCUAGGGCAGAUGAUGGAGGGGCCCUUCCUCCCACAGCAGAACUCAAGGCUGUGGCUGCCAAAAAGACUGUCCAGACAGCAGUAAAUGCGCUGAGGGACCCACGUCCCCCUCUCAGCCCAAAGCCAAAAAUACCACCCAAGAUUGCCAAAACCCAUUCGGAGAACAGUUUUCAUCUGCCCCCUUGGCCCCCAGCACAAAUGUCCAAAUCAGAGUCAUUUUAGCAGGGCUAGAGAGUGAAGAGAGGACUCUCAUCAUGUUACCUUGUCUGUUCUAGAGACAGCCUGAAAAUAAGGUUUGCCUCUAAAAGGCAACGCAGCCCAGGGUAGAGAGAGGAGGCGAUGGCAGGUUGGGUUGUGCUAGGUACGACUGCCUGGGGCAACGCUAAGUUGGACAGGAGUGGGAAUUGUUCUCAGUAUUACAAAUGUGCUGGUACCAGGAGGCGGUUAAAAAAUAUCCGUGCUUUCUUUUCUAUGAA